AUGAGCCGACCUCGAUUUUUUGCAACGAACAAAAGAGGCGAAAACUAUGAGCUUAAAGCCGAGUUAAACAGCGAAUAUCGCCAUGUUAGAAAAGAUGCUGUGAAGAAAGUCAUUGCCAACAUGACCGUCGGCAAGGAUGUCAGUGGCCUUUUCCCGGAUGUGUUGAAGAACAUGCAGACAGAGGAUAUUGAGCUCAAGAAGCUCGUCUACUUGUACCUCAUGAACUACGCAAAAACACAACCCGAGCUAGUUAUUUUGGCCGUUAAUACGUUUGUCAAGGACUCGGACGAUCCAAACCCACUUAUUCGUGCACUUUCCAUUCGUACCAUGGGUUGUUUGCGUGUAGAUAAAAUUAUCGACUAUCUCACCGAACCAUUAAGAAAGUGUCUCAAGGAUGAAAACCCAUAUGUACGAAAGACAGCUGCUAUUUGUGUUGCAAAGCUGUAUGAACUUAACCCCGAGCUUACUCUCGAGCAAGAUUUUGUGAGCUCUGUUCAAGAAAUGGUUUCGGACAUCAACCCCAUGGUCGUCGCCAACGCAGUGAUUGCCCUUUCAGAUAUCAAUGAAGCUUCCCAAAACAGCGACGUGUUUGUUGUGAAUGGUACUAUUUUAAACAAGUUGUUGCACGCGUUGAAUGAGUGUACCGAAUGGGGUCAGAUCGCGAUACUCACGGCUUUGGCGGAUUACAAGCCUUCGGGCGUAAAGGAAGCAGAAGGAAUUUGUGAUCGUGUAUUGCCUCGAUUACAGCAUGCCAACGGUGCGGUUGUGUUGGCUGCCAUUAAGGUCCUCUUGCUGAAUAUGCGCCUUGUAAAGGAUGAGACUCUUAUUAAGGGCUUCUGCCGCAAAAUGGCACCUCCCCUUGUGACUCUCCUUUCGAGCCCACCCGAAGUACAAUAUAUUGCUCUGCGAAACAUCAGCUUGAUUUUGCAAAGACGACCCGAAGUUUUGUCGAACGAAAUGCGUGUGUUCUUCUGUCGCUACAACGAUCCACCUUACGUCAAGCUUGAAAAGCUUGAGAUUUUGAUUCGACUCUGUAACGACCGAAAUGUUGAUCAGCUUCUUAGCGAACUUAAAGAAUACGCCAAUGAAGUGGAUGUCGAUUUUGUUCGAAAAUCAGUUAACGCUAUCGGACGUUGUGCAAUCAAAAUUGAAGAGGCUGCUGAGCGUUGCAUUAACGUUCUUUUGGACCUGAUCAACACCGGCGUCAGUUAUGUCGUGCAAGAAGCUAUUGUCGUCAUUAAGGAUAUCUUCCGUAAAUACCCACGCACAUACGAAGGCAUUAUUCCAACUCUAUGCGAAAACUUGGAUGCCUUGGACGAACCAGAGGCAAAGGCUUCUUUGACCUGGAUUAUUGGCGAAUAUGCUGAACGAAUCGAAAAUGCCGACGAUUUGAUCAAUAUGUUUGUGGAGAACUUCAAGGAAGAAAACGCACAGGUCCAACUUCAAUUCUUGACAGCAACAGUUAAAUUAUUCUUGAAGAAACCUGCAGAAAAUCAAGAGCUUGUGCAACGUGUCCUUCAAACAGCUACAAACGAGUGCGACAAUGCAGAUAUCAGAGAUCGAGCUUAUGUUUACUGGCGAUUGCUUUCUACGGAUCCACAAGCAGCCAAGGCUGUCGUGCUUUCAGAGAAACCACCUAUUGCUGGAGAAAAUGCGGGCCUUUCUCCGGGUAUGCUAGACGAAUUGCUGUACCAAAUUGGCUCGCUUGCAUCUGUAUAUCACAAGCCUCCAGAAACAUUCAUUGCUGGCAAAAAAUACGGCGCAGACAGUGUCACCAAAGGCAUGGCAAGUCAUGCCGACGAAGAAGAUGUCACAGCACCUCCACCACAAAUCCAAGCUGCCAUUAAGAACAACGAUAUUGGCAACUUGUUGGAUUUGGACUGGGAUGAACCAAGUGCUUCGUCUCCUAUUGUGACCGAAGCUCCACACAACCCAAUGAGCGAACUUUUAUCUCUUGGGGGAUCUAGCGCUGGCGGUAGCAACAACAACAACGACAAUAAUACAAGUAGUAAUAAUGCACCAAAGUCCAAUGUAGAUGACAUCCUUUCACUCUUCAACGCUCCUUCCCAACAACAACAACCAGCAGCUCCACAACAACAAAAUGCUCUAAUGAUGACAGGUGAUCUCUUUGGCUCCUCUUCUCCCGCUCCUACCUUACCGCCACAACAACAACAAUCACCACUGUCAUCCACUUUAUCACCCUCCCCUCCAGCACAGCAGCAACAGCAACAACCAGCUAAGCAGGAUCCUUUUGCCGAUCUUCUUUAA
Messenger RNA from Zychaea mexicana, 2268 nucleotides. RefSeq names its product adaptin N terminal region-domain-containing protein. Gene Ontology annotation, biological process: intracellular protein transport; vesicle-mediated transport. Bases 1 to 2268 code for a protein of 755 amino acids. Gene Ontology annotation, cellular component: membrane coat. Lineage: Eukaryota; Fungi; Mucoromycota; Mucoromycetes; Mucorales; Lichtheimiaceae. The record is from RefSeq and is a predicted model, not a curated record. Gene Ontology annotation, molecular function: clathrin binding. The transcript is spliced from 12 exons.